AUGGGGCCCGACAGUUUGGACUGGUGUCAAGUGCGAACCAGUGCCAAAGUCCACAUGUUACAGCUCGAUAGGAAUGAGAGCGCUCUCCCUGAGCUCAUGGGGGAGGACAAGGGAGGGAGAGGGGGGCCUCAGCACGCCGUGUUCUCAGUGCCGGCUUCACCAUCCUCUCCCGGAGAAAUAGGAGUCCAGGGUCCCAAAGGAGAUACUGGGCCUCGGGGUGAAAGGGGACUCCCAGGCCUACCUGGAAAAGAUGGCAACCCAGGAAAGCCUGGUCUUCCCGGCCUCCCUGGUCCCCCUGGUCUCCCUGGUCUUGGAGGAAACUAUGCUUCCCAGAUGUCUUACGGCUAUGAUGAGAAAUCAGGUGGUGGCAUGUCUGUUCCUGGACCCAUGGGUCCCUCUGGUCCUCGUGGUCUCCCUGGUCCCCCUGGCUCCCCAGGUCCCCAAGGUUUCCAAGGUCCCCCUGGUGAACCUGGCGAGCCUGGAGCUUCAGGUCCCAUGGGUCCCCGAGGCCCUGCAGGUCCCCCUGGCAAGAACGGAGAUGAUGGUGAAGCUGGCAAACCUGGUCGUCCCGGUGAACGUGGUCCUCCUGGUCCUCAGGGUGCUCGAGGUCUGCCCGGAACUGCUGGUCUCCCUGGCAUGAAGGGACACAGGGGUUUCAGUGGUUUGGAUGGUGCCAAGGGAGACAGUGGUCCCGCUGGUCCCAAGGGUGAGCCUGGUAGCCCUGGUGAAAACGGAGCUCCCGGACAAAUGGGCCCUCGUGGUCUUCCUGGUGAGAGAGGCCGCCCUGGACCUCCUGGCCCAGCUGGUGCUCGUGGUAACGAUGGCGCAACAGGUGCUGCUGGACCCCCAGGUCCCACCGGUCCUGCUGGUCCCCCUGGUUUCCCUGGUGCUGUUGGUGCUAAGGGUGAAGCUGGUCCCCAAGGAUCCCGAGGCUCUGAAGGUCCCCAGGGUGUCCGUGGAGAGCCUGGUCCCCCUGGCCCUGCUGGUGCUGCUGGCCCAUCUGGUAACCCUGGUGCUGAUGGACAACCUGGUGCCAAAGGUGCCAAUGGUGCUCCUGGAAUUGCUGGUGCUCCUGGCUUCCCCGGUGCCCGUGGUCCUUCUGGACCUCAGGGUCCUAGUGGUGCUCCUGGUCCCAAGGGUAAUAGCGGUGAACCUGGUGCUCCCGGUAACAAAGGUGACCCCGGUGCCAAGGGAGAGCCCGGCCCCGUUGGUGUUCAAGGUCCCCCAGGCCCUGCUGGGGAGGAAGGCAAGAGAGGAUCCCGUGGUGAACCUGGACCUUCUGGUCUGCCCGGCCCAGCUGGUGAACGAGGUGGUCCUGGAAGCCGUGGUUUCCCUGGUGCUGAUGGUGUUGCUGGUCCUAAGGGUGCCCCUGGUGAACGUGGUGCCCCUGGCCCUGCUGGUCCCAAAGGAUCUCCUGGUGAAGCUGGUCGCCCUGGUGAGGCUGGUCUGCCCGGUGCCAAGGGUCUGACUGGAAGCCCUGGAAGCCCUGGUCCUGAUGGCAAAACUGGUCCUCCUGGUCCCGCUGGUCAAGAUGGUCGCCCAGGACCUCCAGGCCCUCCUGGUGCCCGUGGUCAAGCUGGUGUCAUGGGAUUCCCUGGACCCAAGGGUGCUGCUGGAGAACCUGGCAAGGCUGGAGAGAGAGGUGUCCCUGGACCCCCUGGUGCUGUGGGUGCUGCUGGAAAAGAUGGAGAAGCUGGUGCUCAAGGUCCCCCCGGUCCUGCUGGUCCUGCUGGUGAGAGAGGUGAACAGGGUCCUGCUGGCUCCCCUGGAUUCCAGGGUCUCCCUGGCCCUGCUGGCCCACCUGGAGAAGCUGGCAAGCCUGGUGAACAGGGUGUUCCUGGAGAUGCUGGUGCCCCUGGCCCCUCUGGCGCAAGAGGUGAGAGAGGUUUCCCUGGAGAACGUGGUGUGCAAGGUCCUCCUGGCCCUCAGGGUCCCCGUGGUGCCAAUGGUGCUCCCGGCAAUGAUGGUGCUAAGGGUGAUGCUGGUGCUCCUGGUGCCCCUGGUGGCCAAGGGCCCCCUGGUCUGCAAGGAAUGCCUGGUGAACGUGGUGCAGCUGGCCUUCCCGGUGCCAAGGGUGACAGGGGUGAUGCUGGUCCCAAAGGCGCUGAUGGUGCUGCUGGCAAAGAUGGUGUACGUGGCCUGACUGGUCCCAUUGGUCCUCCUGGCCCUGCUGGUCCUUCUGGUGACAAGGGUGAAUCUGGUCCCAGCGGCCCUGUUGGUCCCACUGGAGCUCGUGGUGCCCCUGGAGAACGUGGUGAGCCUGGCCCCCCUGGUCCUGCUGGCUUUGCUGGUCCCCCUGGUGCUGAUGGCCAACCCGGUGCUAAAGGUGAACCUGGUGAUGCUGGUGCUAAAGGUGAUGCUGGUCCCCCUGGCCCUGCUGGACCCACUGGUGCCCCUGGCCCUGCUGGUAAUGUUGGUGCUCCUGGACCCAAAGGUGCCCGUGGCAGCGCAGGUCCUCCUGGUGCUACUGGUUUCCCUGGUGCUGCUGGAAGAGUUGGUCCCCCUGGCCCCUCUGGUAAUGCUGGACCCCCUGGACCUCCUGGCCCUGCUGGCAAAGAAGGCGGCAAAGGCCCCCGUGGUGAGACUGGCCCCAUUGGACGUCCCGGUGAAGUUGGACCUCCCGGUCCCCCUGGCCCAAGUGGAGAGAAGGGAUCUCCUGGUGCUGAUGGCCCUGCUGGUGCUCCUGGUACUCCUGGACCUCAAGGUAUUGCUGGACAGCGUGGUGUGGUGGGUCUGCCUGGACAGAGAGGAGAAAGAGGUUUCCCGGGUCUUCCUGGUCCCUCUGGUGAGCCCGGAAAACAAGGUCCUUCUGGAGUAAGUGGCGAACGCGGCCCCCCUGGCCCUGCUGGCCCCCCUGGAUUGGCUGGACCCCCUGGUGAAUCUGGACGCGAGGGCUCUCCUGGUGCUGAAGGCUCCCCUGGUCGUGAUGGCUCUCCAGGCCCCAAGGGUGACCGUGGUGAGACUGGUCCUGCUGGCCCCCCUGGUGCUCCUGGUGCCCCCGGCGCUCCUGGCCCUGUGGGUCCCGCUGGAAAAUCUGGAGAUCGUGGUGAGACUGGUCCCGCUGGUCCUGCUGGUCCCGUUGGUCCCACUGGUGCCCGUGGACCUUCUGGACCCCAAGGCCCCCGUGGUGACAAGGGUGAGACAGGUGAACAGGGAGACAGAGGCAUGAAGGGUCACAGAGGCUUCUCUGGUCUCCAGGGUCCCCCUGGUCCUCCUGGUUCUCCUGGUGAACAAGGUCCUUCUGGAGCUUCCGGUCCCGCUGGCCCCCGAGGUCCCCCUGGCUCUGCUGGUGCUGCUGGAAAAGAUGGACUCAAUGGUCUUCCUGGCCCCAUCGGUCCCCCUGGUCCCCGUGGUCGUACUGGAGAUGCUGGUCCUGCUGGUCCCGCUGGACCUCCUGGACCCCCUGGUCCUCCUGGUCCCCCCAGCGGUGGAUUCGACUUCAGCUUCCUGCCCCAGCCACCCCAGGAGAAGGCUCACGACUCUGGCCGCUAUUACCGAGCUGAUGAUGCUAACGUGCGUGACCGUGACCUUGAAGUGGACACCACCCUCAAGAGCCUGACCCAGCAGAUUGAGAACAUCCGAAGCCCUGAGGGAACUCGCAAGAACCCUGCCCGCACCUGCAGAGACCUCAGGAUGUGCCACUCAGACUGGAAGAGCGGAGAGUACUGGAUUGAUCCCAACCAAGGCUGCAACCUGGAUGCCAUCAAGGUCUUCUGCAACAUGGAGACUGGAGAAACCUGUGUGUACCCCACCCAACCUAACGUGCCCCUGAAGAACUGGUACAUUAACAAGAACCCCAAGGACAAGAAGCACAUCUGGUUUGGCGAGAGCAUGACCGAUGGAUUCCAGUUCGAGUAUGGUGGCGAGGGCUCCGACCCUGCUGAUGUGGCUAUCCAGAUGACCUUCCUUCGCCUGAUGUCCACUGAGGCCUCUCAGAACAUCACCUAUCACUGCAAGAACAGCGUGGCCUACAUGGACCAGCAGACCGGCAACCUCAAGAAGGCUCUGCUUCUCCAAGGCUCCAAUGAAAUUGAGAUCCGUGCUGAAGGCAACAGCCGAUUCACCUAUGGAGUCACUGAAGAUGGCUGCACGAGUCACACUGGAAACUGGGGCAAGACAGUCAUCGAAUACAAGACCACCAAAACCUCCCGCCUGCCCAUCAUCGAUGUGGCCCCCAUGGACAUUGGCGCCCCCAACCAGGAAUUUGGCUUCGACGUGGGUCCCGUCUGCUUCCUGUAAACUCUCCCCUUUCCCUACUGGCUCCCUCCCACCCAUCUUCCUUCCCUCUGAUCCCAGAAAAAAAAAACAAAAACAACCCAACAGAACAAAAAAAAAAGCCAAAAAAAGGAGAAAAUUUCACAUGGACUUUGGAAAUUUUUUUUUUCCUUUCCGUUCAUCUCUCGAAACUUAGUUUUCGUCUCUGACAAACCAAAUCUGACCCAAAAAAACCAAAAUUGAACCAAAAGCAUUAAAUCUUUCAAAAAAGAAUAAAUAAAUAACUUUUUAAAAAAAAAGGAACUUGGUCCACUUGCUUGAAGACCGAUGUGGGGGUAAGUCUUUUUUAGCCCACUGGGCUUACAGAUGCCCCAGCUUUUGCCAUUCUGUUCCCUUCUCCACCUCUUCCCCUUGGGGACUUCUCCCCCACAGCCUCCCUGCAAUGCAAGUCUCCCCCACGUCCCAGGAAAUGCUGGGCCAAGCCGUGGUCUUCCUGGCAACAAGAGAACAGAUGCUCCAACAUCCAAGUGUCUUCAGCCUUGACCCCACCCUCUCUCCAUGCCAGCCUCCCACUCCUCCCCUCACAGUCCCCUCCAAGGGGGAUGGGGAGAUGGGGUCCCAGACUCAGCUUCUCUGCUGGUCUCUUUUCUCAAUACCACUGCAAAGGAAGAUGUACUAUCUGAAUGCAAGCCUCUGUACUGCACUCUUC
This is a messenger RNA of Gracilinanus agilis (Agile Gracile Mouse Opossum), 4924 nucleotides long. It is a transcript of the gene COL1A1, whose product is annotated as collagen type I alpha 1 chain. The coding region runs from base 1 to 4239 and encodes 1412 amino acids. The record is from RefSeq and is a predicted model, not a curated record. Lineage: Eukaryota; Metazoa; Chordata; Mammalia; Didelphimorphia; Didelphidae. The transcript has 51 exons. Gene Ontology annotation, molecular function: extracellular matrix structural constituent.